AUGGCUGUUUGCAUAGCACCCAAGUGUGGCAGGCCAAGCUUCGAUGGGCAACCUGGGAGCUUCUGCUCCAAAACAUGCCGGGACAGUCAGAAGCCAGUAUCCGUCACGACGCUCCUAGGCCGUCUCGUCCAGGGCGCUCCGGCAAACAGCUGCCAAGCUCCGAACUGCAACAGGCCAACAUACGACGGCAAACCUGGCUACUGCAGCAAGCGCUGCAAAAGCAGCCAGAUCAGUGCACGUCCGCAGGUGGCCGCGACCGCGGUGUGCAGCACGCCUGGAUGCCAAAGGUCCACCUUUGAUGGACAGCCGGGCUUCUGCACUAAAUCCUGCCGCAACAGUCUGAAGUCAUCUCUACAGGCCGCUGCACGAAACCCGGAGGUGGACGGGGAAGAUGCAGACGACGAGUCGGUACCGCAUGGCAUGGCACAACAUCGGAUGCGGCAGACUUCAUCGCUGAGGAGGGGUUUCUCGUCAGCUCCGCCGACCACUGCCUCGGCUCAGGGGUCUAUGUGA
This is a messenger RNA of Symbiodinium sp. CCMP2592, 513 nucleotides long. NCBI's taxonomy places the organism in Eukaryota, Dinophyceae, Suessiales, Symbiodiniaceae. The record is from the annotation of a GenBank genome assembly.